Molecule: messenger RNA, 1593 nt
Organism: Heterobasidion irregulare TC 32-1
Lineage: Eukaryota; Fungi; Basidiomycota; Agaricomycetes; Russulales; Bondarzewiaceae
Product: A-type ATPase
Exons: 8
Coding region: 1-1593 (530 amino acids)
Molecular function (GO): ATP binding; ATP hydrolysis activity
Source: RefSeq, a predicted model, not a curated record
AUGUCCCUUUGCGACUCCUCCGCCUCGUCGCCGAACUCCUUUCUGAUCUUCGAGCGGGCGUGUAGAGCGCUCGAAGCCUCGCCCCUCGUCCAGUUUUUCCGUCACCCCGUAGUGAUCAACGGGAUAUCGAUGGUGCUCGUGACCGCCGGGUACCACCUCGCGCGGGGAUUAUGGCGCUGGCUCUCCCAGCCGUCGAACUUAUCGCUCACCGUGACAGCCGCAUUCACUCAAGGCGACCCCGCGUACGACUGGCUCGUUAUGUAUCUCGUGAGUUACGUGUCCAUGCCUCCUACAGCGGCCCAGAUAUUGACUGUUCCCCGCAAGACUGACAGGGGCAUCUGGCGCCACGAGUCCGAGAGCGUCAUAUCUGCGCACAGAGGCGAGCACCGCGUCGGCCCCGCCGUGUUCUCGAAGCUGCAUUUCCCGCUGAACGAUGCCAUGGACUUCAUCCCCAUGGACGGGUACAAGGAGCGCUUUUUGUGGCGAGGAUAUCUCGCUGAGGUCGCGGUCAGCCAGGACGAGAGCUACUGGGCGUCGCCGGACGACCGACCGUCGCCAUCGCUCCGCCUGAGGCUGUUCACUCGGAACGUUUCCGCACUGGAACGGCUCGUGGAAGAGGUGCACCAGGCCUCCGUGUCGCGUGGCCUCAAGACCGUCACGCUCCACCACAUCCAGAACAGCUACUUCGGCCGGCCCAUCUGGACGACGGGGGUCAGCCGGUCUCUGCGUCCGUUCGACUCUCUUAUAUUGGACGGCAAUAUCAAAGCCGAGUUACUCGACGAACUCCGCGCUUUCAUGAGCUCUGAGAGUUGGUACCAUGAUAACGGCGUGCCCUAUCGCUGCAGCUAUCUCUUGCACGGUCCCUCUGGCACAGGAAAGACGGCUACGGUAUAUGCAUUGGCCGGCGAGCUGAACCUCAAAGUCUACACGCUUUCUCUUUCCGACCCGAUGAUGAACGACGUGUCCCUGAACCGCCUGCUCGCGCGCGUGCCCGGGGAUGCCAUCCUCCUCCUCGAAGACAUCGACUGUGUCUCCGCCGGCGCUCAAGGGCCCGACACCAUGAGCCGCAACGGCGUACCCCUGCCCGACGCCCAAGAACAAAUGAUCACGGUGUCCGUCUCCGGCGUCCUCGGCCUGCUCGACGGCAUCGGGAGCGACGACGGUCGCAUCAUCUUCGCCACCACGAACCACCCGGCGCAGGUCCACCCCGCUCUGCUGCGCGCAGGCCGGCUCACCCGCACGAUCCCGUACGCACUCGCGUCGCGCGUGCAGGCGUCCGCGCUGUUCGACUACAUCUUCUCCGGCGGGAGCCUUGCCUCGGGCGCUAGCUCCCCCGCUACCUCAGACGGCUCAUCUGCGGUCGGCCGAGAGAGCGAGGCGCACGGGGCCCUACGUGCGCGGUUCGCUGCUGGCGUUCCGGAAGGGGCUCUUUCGAUGUCGGAUCUCGAGGGAUACCUCGUGCGCCACCGGCGUGACUGCGAGGGCGCCGUCGCUGGCGUGAAGGCUUGGGCGGAGUCGGUCGUCGAGCAGAGGCGGGCUCUCGAGAGACUGAGGCUCGCUGACGGCACCCGCGCCUCCUCACGAGUGCUAUGA